Zychaea mexicana is the source of this 1785-nucleotide messenger RNA. RefSeq names its product Endonuclease/exonuclease/phosphatase. Gene Ontology annotation, biological process: base-excision repair. Gene Ontology annotation, molecular function: nucleic acid binding; DNA-(apurinic or apyrimidinic site) endonuclease activity; phosphoric diester hydrolase activity. Gene Ontology annotation, cellular component: nucleus. NCBI's taxonomy places the organism in Eukaryota, Fungi, Mucoromycota, Mucoromycetes, Mucorales, Lichtheimiaceae. The record is from RefSeq and is a predicted model, not a curated record. The transcript has 2 exons. The annotation marks the transcript as partial.
AUGGCCGAAUUUCCUGACAAUUUUGGCAUCAUUAUCCAUCGUGAAGGCAAACGCGUGAUCUUUGAGUUCAACGCGAAACAUGACUCAGAACGCCAACGUGUCCUUGAACAAGGUUAUAAAUUCACCAAAGACAUCAUUAUCCGCGCCACUCCCGCUUUGGACAAGACCUCGCAGGUGAAAAAGUUGCGCCUAUCAAACCUACCUCUCCUAGCACCUGAAGACCUUGAAAGAGGUCUUCGCACAACCUUCGAACCAUACGGUCGCAUCCUGGAUGUAGGGAUCAAUCGCGAUCCAAAGACCAAAGCGUACAUGGGUAACGGUUUUGCAGUUUUGGACAUUCAACCCCGUUCAGAUACGCCAAACCGCCCGCUUGAUCAUCAUGUGCCCUGGCGUAAUGACCCAGAUGACCUGAUAUACGCCAAUUUUGAUCAGAUGCCCCUAUACUGCUCGCGAUGUCAUGAGCCGAACCACUCUGCGGACGAUUGUCCUCGAUCCCGUAGAAACCAAAAGAAGCGUUGCCAACAUUGUGCCUCUCCGUCGCAUCAGUCCUCGAUUUGCCCGUCUAUCCGGAAUGACCCCCAAUGGACACCAGGUCAAUCGAAUCGUAGCCGGCGCAAAAUGGGCCAUAAACAAACCGAAGCAUCUGCAGAGUUACUGAAAUCGGCCCACGCGCCAUCCAAAACGGAGAAGAAUCCUAAACCGACCACCAAUAACAGCAACAGGUACGCUGCUUUGGAGGGCCUAGACGCGACUGCCUCGUCUAUCACCACCGGGCAAGGAACCUCGCUCACCACCCCAGCAGCAGUAUCUGCGAAGCCCGAACAGACAAACAAUGUCCCGUCUUUUAAGCUUAGUAGCUUGAUGGACAUGGACACCGCAGCCGACAUGCAAGCUUACGCGGACUUGGAGAAUCUCCGCUGGUGCCACCCCAACCCUCUCAUAAAACAACCUGUAUUUAAUAUGAUAUUAACCAAAAACGAUAUAUCAAUUUUGUCCAUCAAUGCUCGUGGACUUCUACAAAAAAACAAAAACACCAAAAACAACAAAUCACAACUUAUACGCUAUCUCCGUGAGCAACAACCUCACAUCAUCACCCUACAAGAAACGCAUGCUCAUGACGACGACGUCCAGGAACGCCUUCAUCAACAGUUUUGCGCCACACAAUCAUUCUGGACCAAAGACUGCGGCAUUGUCUCUCUUUGUCCCGACAUUCAGCUCACACGUAUUAAUAUUCUCGACGACUCGCGCCAUAUACUCGUCCGGGUCGAACAUAAACAAAACAGCUUCGCACCCUUCUACACUAUCACCAUAUAUGCACCAUCAUCAAGUCACACAGCUCGACGACGAUUUUUUGCAACACUCUAUAACUCACCAAUUUUCAACAAUCAACACCCGUAUCGCCAAAGGCUGGUCCUCACUGGCGAUUUCAACUACAGCUACAGACGAGCCGACUACCGGCCAAAUGCACCAACUGACUGGCACACUCUAUUACAAGAGGAAUUCACCAAUUGCCUCAAUCCAUCAGCCGAUGAAGUCCCGUACCCUACUUUCAGGCGCGGCGACUCAACUAUGUCAACGAUUGACUACAUUUUUGCUUCACCCGUAUUUACUAAUACGGUGAAGGCGAGGGAAGUUUCAUAUGUGGCAUCCAGCUGGACGGAUCAUGCAUUAUUAUUGACUACUCUUCAUCUGGGUCCCUCUAGCACAGGAAAGGGUUGUUGGCGUGGAAACCCUCUCAUCCUUGGCUAUAAGGACUUCCGCAAACAACUCGCACGACGCAUUACG